Molecule: messenger RNA, 1596 nt
Organism: Hippopotamus amphibius kiboko
Lineage: Eukaryota; Metazoa; Chordata; Mammalia; Artiodactyla; Hippopotamidae
Gene: AVPI1
Product: arginine vasopressin induced 1
Exons: 3
Coding region: 330-776 (148 amino acids)
Source: RefSeq, a predicted model, not a curated record
UGGAAGCGGGUGGGCGGGCCGUCAGAGCAGGGGUGUCGCCGGGACCCGAACUCCCAGGUCCACUGAGGGCCCGUCUCGUGCGAAGCGGCCACGUCCGAGCCCCGGGGGCGGACCCGUACUGGGGAUGUGGCCGUGUGACCUCGGCCAGGAUACCCCCUCCCCAUGUUUUGUCCUGUUGAUGAACGCCGUCCGCUCCCUGUGAGCACCCUCGCGGCAGGAAGCCCAGAGCUGCGCCCGCCCUUUCGAAAGCCGUGGAAGGGGUUGGGGUGGGUGCAUCUUAGCUGACCCCAUCCUGAUUUGAGGUCUGUCGGCUCUGCCCUUCCGCGUGGAUGGGCACCCCCGCCUCUGUGGUCAGCGAGCCGCCCCCCUGGCAGGCCCCGACAGAGGCCCGGGGCCGCAAGCAGGCCUCGGCCAACAUUUUCCAGGACGCUGAGCUGCUGCAGAUCCAGGGCCUGUUUCAGCGCAGUGGGGACCAGCUGGCCGAGGAACGAGCGCAGAUCGUCUGGGAGUGUGCAGGGGACCACCGUGUGGCAGAGGCCUUGAAGAGGUUGCGCAGGAAGAGGCCCCCUCGGCAGAAGGCCCUGGGCCCCUCACUACACCACUGCAGCCGGCUCAGGAUCGCAGAGCCCCGCACUCCCACAGCCGACCCACAGAGCAGUGCCACGGAGAUGACUUCCAAUGAGCAGUAUCUGAACUCUAGGAGGACCAGUGCCAGGAUCCGCCGGAACUGGAGGAAGCCAGGUCCCACAAGCUACCUCCAUCAGAUCAGACACUGAUCCAGGGAAGGGGCUUGGAAUGGCUGUAUCUUCCCCAGGAUUCACAGGGACUUUUGCCAAAGGGUGGGGGGAGGCGAAGAAGAGAGCUGAGGCAGACAGCCCCACUGGUGCCACUAGCCUGCUUGAGUCAGAACAGGCCCAGAGGCUCCCACUGAGCUGUUAUAUGGGACCCAGUCCUCACCAGGUUGAGGAGAAGCUGGGACUGUUCCUGCCUCAGCCCUUUCCAGUUUAACACGAUACCUGGCUGCAUGCUAUUCCCCUGGGAGUCCAGUGACAGGCUCUCAGACUCAGCAUCUCGCCAUUCCUGCUACUAACCCUCCUGCCACGACUGUAAUCUGUGGUCCAGCAGCUUGUCCCACAGCCUUGCCCCUUCAGGCCAGCACAAGGAAAACGUAGUUUAAGCAGCAAAAUAAAACCAUUUGCAUCAAGGGCUAUGUGAGUCUGUCACAGAAGGGGAAGAUCCCAGAAUGGACACUCUGGAGCACUGGGCUCACUGCAGGGAGGGGUUGUUCCCAGGAAGGAGAAAACAGGGCUGGCCUUUUCCAGAGGCUGUCAGAUUGGGAGGCGAGAUGGAAGUCUCUCUGCAGGCAGUCCUGGUCCAAGGAGAGGAGAGAGGGUUCUUGGCCCUACCCAGCUCUGAAGGGGGAGGCUGUAUAGUCAGCCCUGCAUCGUGGGCAGUGGGACCCUAGGCCAGAUGAGCCUGCAGUCAGUGUAGUGGCACCAGCCCCUCAGCGGGUUUCUUCAUCCCUGUGGACCAACCAUCCUGAGGCAAUCAAGUCUUUUCAUUACUGAGGUUUCCUGUAGCGUGAAAACCCUUGAG